AUGGCUAAAAGUUUACGGAGCAAGUGGAAAAGGAAGAUGCGUGCUGAAAAGAGAAAAAAGAAUGCCCCAAAGGAGCUCAGCAGACUUAAAAGUAUUCUUAAAAUAGAUGGUGAUGUUUUAAUGAAAGAUGUUCAAGAGAUAGCAACUGUGGUGGAACCCAAACAUUGUCAAGAGAAAACGCAGUGUGUGGUGAAAGAUGAAACAGAUGACAUGAAGAUGGAGACUGAUAAUAAGAGAAACAAAAAGACUCUUCUGGACCAGCAUGGGCAGUACCCCAUAUGGAUGAACCAGAGGCAAAGGAAAAGACUGAAAGCAAAACGUGAGAAAAAGAAGGGGAAAAGCAAAGUAAAAGCCUUGAAGGCAGCCAAGGGUUUGACCUGGUAG
Rangifer tarandus platyrhynchus (Svalbard reindeer) is the source of this 384-nucleotide messenger RNA. Lineage: Eukaryota; Metazoa; Chordata; Mammalia; Artiodactyla; Cervidae. The record is from the annotation of a GenBank genome assembly.